AUGGCAAAAUCAAAUUCACAAGAUCCAACAUUGUCUGCCGAACCAACAUAUCAAAAAUCCGGGGAAAGGCAGCAAUCGAGCCUUUCAUAUUUGGCAAACACCGUGUCCAAAUUCGAGGAACGUCGAGGAGAUCUGGUGGACCGUCAGCACCACCUUAGGGACAAAAUCACGACAAUGGAAAGGUCCGUGCCAGCCCUGAUGGCAUUUAAUAUGUGGCUGGCAGCCGAGAAAUGCGAGGACGCGCCCCUUUGUAAAGUCAAAGAGAUUAUGAAUAAAUUUUCACCUCAUCCCGACCCCACGGAGAAACUCCUGGAGAACCUAGCGAACGCCGUAAAGAACUUCACCGGGGAGACCGCGGAAUUGCACGAUAAAAUAAUAGCUACCGAUAUUAAGCUGGAAGAAUCUGAUAUGGAACUGGAGUCGUUAGAACUCGCAAAUAAAGAGUUAGAAGAAAGAGUUACGGAAUUGCAAGAGGAGGUGAAAAAAUAUACCUUUCCUAGUCUCCACUCCAUCCACUCGGAGGACUUAGGAUGCUUGACGAGAAUUCGUCAAUUAGGCGAAGCAGAAGCGAAACUUCGAAAUCAAGUAAAAGAUUUGGAAGAAAAGGAAAGGCUCUACAAUGAGCAGAUGACGCAAAUUUUAACUUCGAAGGAGUUUCAAAAGGCAUCCGGUACUAAAAAAAUGACUAGCCGUAUUCAAGAAUUAGAACUCAACUCGAAAAAGAUGCAUUACGCUCUUCGGAAUCACAAAUAUAAUAUGCAUCAGAUGAAAAAGAAGCUCAUGCAAAAAGACAAGGAACUCGUAAGUAAGCUCUCGCAUAAAAUUAUGAGAUUAUCAUAACUUUUAUAAUUCUUUGAGGCUUCU
Molecule: messenger RNA, 864 nt
Organism: Orussus abietinus
Lineage: Eukaryota; Metazoa; Arthropoda; Insecta; Hymenoptera; Orussidae
Exons: 4
Coding region: 1-840 (279 amino acids)
Source: RefSeq, a predicted model, not a curated record